UGAAAGCAAUGUCCCAAAUCUCAUUCUCGUGGGCAGUCACAAACCAUCCGGUGAAGCUCGUGAAUUUGCCACUGACAAGAUUGAAACUGACCCGACGCCCUCUGGCUGGAAAACACCUGGCCAGCACCAUCAGACUGCGGCAUCCCAAGCUCGCCAUGCCCAGUGGAAGAAAGAUGGAGAGGACGAGACGACGAGCUCGAGCCAGUCUGAGCCCGAGCAGCAGCUCAGACCACCUCUCAAGCUCGUCCCAGGAGUCGCGAGCGUGGGAUACCUGACGAGUGCGCGGGGCUCAGCAGAGCAGCGACGAGGAUGCCACCGUGACCGCAUGAGAGGGCGGACAAGCAGCUGCAGUGACAAGGAGCACGAGCAGGGCCAGGCAAGGCUCGUGCAUGACCCAAGUCAGCGCUUCCGACGCAGACCCGGGAAGCUGCUGCAGGCAAGCAGCAAGGCGACAAGAGGCGGGGAGACCAGAGCUUUACUGCAGUCAGACACUGGCUCGGAGUCGAGGAAGCCUGACGCUACUCCUCGAGCACCCGACGAGCUGGCAGACGAGGGCUGGGCCGAGAGGUGGGAGCUGGGAGGCAGCUGGGGCAUCGAGUCGCUGUCGUCGAGCGACUGGGAGGAGUCGCUGAGGUGGAGGGGACCGUGCGGCAGAGGCUGGGGUGCUGGGGUGCCGGGAGCGAGACGUAGGUUACCUUCCAUCUAA
Messenger RNA from Guillardia theta CCMP2712, 706 nucleotides. RefSeq lists its product as hypothetical. The annotation marks the transcript as partial. The transcript has 4 exons. Lineage: Eukaryota; Cryptophyceae; Pyrenomonadales; Geminigeraceae. The record is from RefSeq and is a predicted model, not a curated record.